AUGGAAAGCAAGGCUAUUCAAGAAUUUGCUGUGGUGGCCAGCAAGAUUUGGUGGAGAAGGAACACUUUAGUCUUUAAAGGUGUUUUUGCUCACCCGAAAGUAAUUGUGCAAGAGGCAAGAACCACUUUGGACGUGCUGGAUGAGGAGAUUUCAAACCAAGGUGAUAGAGCCAACAAGAUUUGCACUUCUGUUGAGGUUUGGCAGGCUCCUCCAUUAGCCUGGAUUAAGUUGAAUUGGGAUAGUGCUGUUGACAAAGCUAGAGGCUUAGUUGGUGUGGGAGUGGUAGUGAGGAACAGUUCAAGAAAAAUCAUAGCAACCUUGAGGACCAAGAAACACCUCUAUCCUGAUCCAUUGCUAGUUGAGGCAUUCGAAGCUCUUAAAAUGGUGCAAUUUGGUCUGGAGCUUGGGCUUACACAAAUUAUUAUUGAAAGAGAUUCCCUUCAAGUCAUCAACAACCUUAGAAGGGACAAAGAAGGUUGUAACAGUACUAGUAUGUAUGUACAUGAAGCAAAACAGCUCUUAGGUAAUUUUGCUAAGUGGGAGGUUUCUCAUGUUAGGAGAAAUGGCAACUCUUUAGCUCACUUGUUAGCAAAAGAUGCUCUAUCUAGUUAUGAUCAUAUUGUAAUGUUGGAGGAUCUCCCUCCUUGUAUUCAAUUGGGUUGA
Juglans regia (Persian walnut) is the source of this 663-nucleotide messenger RNA. RefSeq lists its product as uncharacterized. Lineage: Eukaryota; Viridiplantae; Streptophyta; Magnoliopsida; Fagales; Juglandaceae. Bases 1 to 663 code for a protein of 220 amino acids. The transcript has a single exon. Gene Ontology annotation, molecular function: nucleic acid binding; RNA-DNA hybrid ribonuclease activity. The record is from RefSeq and is a predicted model, not a curated record.